Molecule: messenger RNA, 2563 nt
Organism: Acanthoscelides obtectus
Lineage: Eukaryota; Metazoa; Arthropoda; Insecta; Coleoptera; Chrysomelidae
Source: the annotation of a GenBank genome assembly
AAUGGCUGGCGUCAACUCAAAAACGAAACGAAAAGAUUGGAAUGCAGAGGACAUGGCGCAAGCUAUUACAUUAGUAAGAGAGAAACAAAUGGGUUAUUUAAGAACUGCAAAACACUUUGGUGUGCCGAGAACUACCUUGUUUCGAUUAUGCCAGAAAAACGAAUCACCGCCAGAAGAAGCCGCAGCUACUACACUUGGGAGGAAAACCGUUUUAGGGACAACCGUUGAAAAUCUUUUGGUAGACUACAUUUUGACGAUGGAGAGCAAAUUCUACGGCUUGAGGAGAAGCGAUGUUCGAAGAAUGGCGUACAUGUUGGCAAAACGUAAUCAGUUGAAAAAUCCAUUUGGUGACACGGGAUUGGCUGGAAAGAAAUGGCUUAAGCUAUUUCUUAAGCGCCAUAAGGACAAACUAUCAGUCAGAAGACCAACUGGCACAUCUUUUGCUCGAGCAUUUGGAUUCAUCAAAGAAAAAGCAGACACAUUCUUUGAUCUCCUUGAAGGCGUUUAUGUUCAAGAAAACUAUGAUCUUGCUAGGGAAAAUAAUGUAGACAUUGUGUCCUUACCUCCUCACACAACCCCCAAGCUCCAGCCACUAGAUAAGACGUUUAUGGGACCUCUCAAAACGUAUUACAGUGAAGAAAUACGAAUGUGGAUCAGAGACAAUAAUAGACCACUAAGCCCUUAUGAUAUGACGGAGCUGUUUGGUAGGGCUUAUUUAAAAGUACAAACGGGUGAGAUGGCAGCCAACGGAUUUCGGGUUACAGGACUAUGGCCAUUGAAUAAAAAUAUUUUUACCGCGGUCGACUAUCUUGCUGCGCAAGAAGAUGCAGUUAAAGAUGGUUGCACAGUAGAUGUUACACCAAUGACAUUAAGUCUCCAACCUUUAGAAGAAUCGAUGGUCAAUCUUAGAACACCUGCUGAUGGUAAGCCUUUAACUGAAGCUUCUACAUCCAGACAAGAUACAAAUAUUGAACCUGUGCCCUCAACUUCCGGAAUUUCUCACAGUAGUUUAGGAUUCGUUUCUCCAUAUGACAUCAGUCCGGUACCAAACAAGAAAAGGAAACCUUCUAAUAGAGGAAGAAAAGCAUAUGUUGCAGCAGUCAUCACAUCGUCACGUUACAGGGAGGAUCUCAUAGAAAAAAGUAAGAAGAAAGAAGAAAAACAAAAUAAAUGGGCAAAGAAUAAAAAUCAAAAACAAAACAAAAAGAAAUCAAAAGGUAAAAAGCCAAGAGAAAAGAUUAAGUCUCAGUCAGAUUCAGAUGAUGAUGAGGAGAUGAUGCUGUUUGAUACAGACAGUGAGCCCGAUGCCUUGAUAGGAAAUACAGCUCCAGACUCUGAACAUGCGGAGUGUAUUUUCUGUGGCAUGCUGUUUUCAAAUGAUACCCACGGGGAAACAUGGGUCAAGUGCCUCAUUACAAUGAGGACCUAUAAAAGAGGAACUAAACGAGCUGAUACACCAAAAGAUGUCCUAGAAAGAGCUUGUCACCUAAUAAUUUUGGACACAAAAAGUACUAAUGCAACUUCAAAAAAAUAUGACAUUCCCUAUAAGACAUUACAUCGUUAUGUGGCGACACUAAAGGAGAAAUUGGAACGUAAUCCGAACUUGACGAGAGCAGAAUUAACUUUGGACUUAGUGGGAUAUAUUAAAAAUAGAUUGACACCAUAUGAGACCCGAAAAUUAGCAUGUCAGUUCGCCAUAAAAAGUAACAAAGCUAUGCCUGAUUCUUGGAGAACAAAAUUUUUAGCUGGCGAAGAUUGGUUAGGCUCGUUUCUCAAACGUCAUCCUUCUUUAUCCAUAAGGACACCUCAAGCAACAAGCCUUUCAAGAGCUACAUCAUUCAACAAACGUAACGUCAGUAUGUUCUUCGCUAAUUUAACUGCUGUUUACCAACGUUUCAAUUUAAGCCCUGGUGAUAUCUGGAACGUUGAUGAAACAGGUUUGAAAACCGUGCAAGUACCUAAUACAGUAAUAGCUCGACGUGGUGUUAAAAAUCUAGACAAGAUGACAUCUGCUGAGAGUGGUACACUGUCCCAUUUUGAUAGAGGUGGCCCUAUAGGAUGUGAAGGUGAUGGUAAUCCGCCUGGCUGGAUGAAAGAAGAGAACUUUAUGAAGUACGCCAAACAUUUUUUGAAACAUGUUAAACCCAGUAAAGAAAAACCUGUACUUUUGUUGUUGGAUAACCAUGACUCUCACUUAUCAAUUGAAGCGUUGGGUUACUUUAAAACUAAUGCAUGUGACAACUGGCUGGCUAGUAACCCGGGAAAGACUAUCACAAUUUAUGAAAUACUGGAGCUGGUUAAAACGUCACUACCAUUGGCUGCUACAAUUGAAAAUAUUCAAUCAGGAUUCGGAGUAUCCGGGAUUUCUUCAUUGAAUGAAAACAUUUUUCCUGACUACGAGUUUAGUGGUUCUUAUGUGACAGAUAGGCCGAUGCUCACUUCCCCUGAUGGUGAUUAUCCUUCAGCAUGUGAUGUGAGCACAGUGUCUGUUCCAUCGACUUACGAUGGAUCUAACAGUUGUCUAUCGUCGAAGAGGUUCCCAUUCCUGAUCACCAUACAAUAA